Racocetra fulgida is the source of this 502-nucleotide messenger RNA. Lineage: Eukaryota; Fungi; Glomeromycota; Glomeromycetes; Diversisporales; Gigasporaceae. The record is from the annotation of a GenBank genome assembly.
UACUCGAAUUAAUAAUAGAGAGUUUAUUAAAAGGGUUGUUCAACAAAAUCAAAAUAAUAAAAUAAUACCUGGUUAUAUUUGUCAAACUCCUGGUUAUAUUUGUCCUCAAACUAGACAAGAUUCUGGUUAUGUUGAAAAUGAUUCAAGUACUGCUAUUACAAACUUCUAUCGAUUAAUUUUUCCAAAUAGUUGUACAAGAUUCUCAGAUCUUUUAAUAAUGGGAUUAGAUAAUGAUAGUAUUUUAAAAGAAAUAAUUUCAGAUCUAACUUUUCAACCAGUUAUUUUUUCAUUAGGAAAGUUACGUAUAAUAAUUCAUACAAUUGGUAUUUCUAAACAUGAAGACUGGAAUUGGGCAGGGUCUGGAUAUACUGCUUCGCUUACAUAUGGAAAAGAUAAUCUACUUUACUUACAAGGUUUUGAAUAUGAUAAAUGUUAUAUUCAAGUAUAUAAUAAUAAAGGUUUAUUAAAUACGGUUUAUGGAAAAGACCCAAAUGAUGUAUAG